AUGGCAGAUUAUCAGACGUGUUUCAACCCCGAAUGCCAAGGUCAGCCAGCUGGACAUGAUGACGCAGAAAUAAACUCUCCCUCUAUUGACAUCAAAUCUGGGUCAUGUGAGGUGGAUGACACUAAUGAUGCUCACACUCUGAUUGGUGAGUCACAUCAAGAAUUACUUUUAUUAUCAGAAAUGAUUUUAGAUUUUUCUAGAAAGUAUGAUAUAAGGGCUUGGAUUCUCUUUCCUGGACAUCACUGUCAGUUGUCUUUCUGCUACUUUCAGCCCUGGAUAUAACACUAACUCUGGCUUCUGAAAGUCAGCAAAUUGACUCCUAAAUACGGGGAAGAGGAGGAAACUUCUCAGUUGUUUUUAGCAUAAGAUAUAUGUUAUGAGUCAUUCAAAUUCAGCUUAAAAAAUUUCAACCUAAUAUGAUAGGUUGAUUCUCAAUUUCCUUUGUCUUUAAACCCUAAUUCAUGAAUAAUUGGCGCUAGGAGACAAAGGAAACAGAUAAUAAACCUAGAUAGAAAAAUUUAACCUGAACUUAAUUUUGACAUGUAUCAUGUAUGCAUAAUCGUCAAAGAAAAAAGAAAUUCAACUGUAAAAGAUGCACAGUUUAUAUUUUUCCAUCCUUGGUUUUAUAAUUAUGUAUAGCCCCAUUGGGAAAAUUAAUACCCUUUACCACUUGAUACCCUUUACGCUUCUGAGACAGCAGUCACCAGAGUAUUUAAUUCAGGAAUAAACACACAAAAACAUACCAACACCAUUUCCAAAGGUUACAUACAACAUUUUUUAUUACUUGCAAACUUAACCGAAAAACAAUAACAUUCAAGUUUGACUUGGAUAUUUUAAUGUUGCAAUUAAGACCACUCAGUUUAAUUAAUCAUUAAUAACUCAUUAAUAUAACACAUUAUUACUCCUCAAAAUAUGUCUUGUUUUCUGCAUUAAAAAAUAAUGAAAGCAUAGACUCAUUGCUUGAGAACAUCUAAUUGCCAGUAUUCUUAGCAGCCACCUUAAAUGUUGGAUUUUGUUUGCUGCAGGUGAAGUUCAAGGAUCUGUGAUAGACAGGAAAUGUAGCAAAAAUAACAUCAGUUCUAGGGAAAAUAAAAUGCAAAUUUAUUCAGGUACAUUUUUUUAUCAAUACCAAUCAUGAAUUUUACUGAAUCAAAAUUAUACAGUUCAAUUUAAUUCAUAAUAUAGUAAGAUAAGUCUUAAAAGCAAUGCCUAUAAUCCUUACUUGUAGGGGAAUUCUGGUGCAAAAGUGACAGGCCAGGUAUUAUUUUGGGUGCCUUGAAUUAGCCAAGGAUUUUUUUGGGUAUCUUAAACAACGUUAUUGGUGUAUGGUAGUGCCACAUGCCUUCUUCUGUUGGUUUUGAUUUAACCUCUUUCAAUUAUCCCUGUCAAUUGAACUCUGGAGCACUGUAUCUGGGUGGUCAUUGGCUUUGUAGUUAAUUGCAUGGCUAUGAUGGGAUCGUCCAUAAGGAUCAGUUAAUGAAUUAACUACAGGCAACAUAACCUAGAAUCACACAUGUUAAUAGGAAGAGGUGACGCCACUUCACUCAUUUCAUAGUGGGGUCCUUUUUGGUAGAAAUGUGCAUACAGAACAGAGAAUUAAUACAGAUGUUUAAUGCACCUAUCCAUGUAAAGCCUGAGGGGGGGAAGCUAAAUCUAUAUAUUAAAAAUAAAAAUGAUGGUUUAUUAACAGAUCUACUGGGUGGCUCUCCCCUGUUAACGUACAUCAAUUACAGUUAAAAGAUAAAUCAUAUUAAGUUCUUCACAAACUAUGCAAUAUACAAUUAAAAGUAGAAGCAGGAUUAACAGAAUCGAAAUUACAGUAAAACUAACUGAUCACUCUCUACUCUGUUAUAUAAAAAAAUUCCUUGCAAGUCUUAAAAAGGUUCUGUAAUCUUUACAGGUUCUAAUAGUUUCUUGUAGAUUGUUAAAUAGCUUCCACACAUUAUCUUGGUAAGUGCCAUUUUUGGUUGCGUCCACUAAUCUAAUUGAAUUGCUUGAAUUGCUUGCUUGCAUAGUUUAAAGCCAUUACAUGGAUUUUGAAUCAGUGCUUCAACGUAUCCCAGAGUACAUCUGAUGGGUCACUGAGAAAGGGGAAUUACGCUUUUUGACUUUAGACAAAACCACACAUCUAAUAAGAGAAAACCGAGAGAUUGCAUCUUCAAAUGAUUUAUUCUGGCCAUGGAGAAUCUUCGAUACAUUUUUCAACAUUGACCCUGAACCACUGGAAGAAAUGUUAAAACAACUGUCCCUACUUUUGCGGCUUCCAGUGGAAAGUGCCCACGAGUACCUCGACGCAUGCAAACGGAAAUUUGAGAAGUCCUUCUGUGAGAACAUGGAGAGGGAAACCUGGAGAAAUCAUCUGUUGUAUAAACUGUGUGGCUGA
Porites evermanni is the source of this 2383-nucleotide messenger RNA. NCBI's taxonomy places the organism in Eukaryota, Metazoa, Cnidaria, Anthozoa, Scleractinia, Poritidae. The record is from the annotation of a GenBank genome assembly.